AUGUUUUCUGUACCUCCUAUCGAAACCGUUUAUGCCUGGCGUCAAAGUGAUUUAAUGAAAUUUAUUCAACGCGUCGAGCGCCUCCACCCCGAAGAUAGAAACUUUCAUAUAAUUGAGUCGCUCAACUUGACUCCCGUCCGUCUUCUUAAGUUGACCGAAGAUAGAAUUGAUGCCUUAGUUACCGAACGUCAUAUCCAAACAACCCAAGGUGACAUUAUUGAAAGUGCUCGUGACGAACUUGCAA
Molecule: messenger RNA, 244 nt
Organism: Dentiscutata erythropus
Lineage: Eukaryota; Fungi; Glomeromycota; Glomeromycetes; Diversisporales; Gigasporaceae
Source: the annotation of a GenBank genome assembly